AAACAGUAUAUUUUUGGAAUGUUGCUGCUUAACGCAUAAACCUCCUCCUGUAAUGGUUGAACUCACCCAAUUCUCAACGAUAUAGAAACAUGGAUCCAAUCUGGCUUGCGUUUAAACAUCUUCUCUGGUUGGUAUUAUACGUGACAUUGGGAUUGUCAUUUGCGAUCGCGGUCGAAACUCUAAGAAGAAAAUUCAAUCACGAUCAUGUUGAAGCUCCUCCCGCCUUCGAAGAUCCAAAUUCGUUGACACCUGUCCCCUGUACGAGUAUCUCUGAUCCUGCUCAAAAGUAUAUGUCAUUGAUCAUUCCUGCUUACAAUGAAGAGAAUAGGCUUCCUACAGCUCUUGAUGAAAUGCUACAUUAUCUUCAGCGCCGCGCUGCUAAGGACAAGUCAUUUACAUAUGAGGUGAUUAUUGUUGAUGAUGGAAGUGCUGAUAGAACAAAAACUGUAGCUCUUAAAUUUGUGAAAGAGCACACUGUGGAAAAUGUUAGAAUUAUUCUGCUGGGAAAGAAUCAUGGGAAGGGGGAAGCCAUAAGAAAAGGAAUGCUUCACUCACGGGGUGAGCUACUUCUGAUGCUUGAUGCUGAUGGGGCAACAAACAUAGAUGAUCUAGAGAAGUUAGAGAAUCAGAUUCUUGCAGUUGUUAGUGAUUCAACUUUAAGAAUUUCAAAUGUCUCUGUUGCUGCAUUUGGCUCUCGAGCACAUCUUGAGGGGAAGGCUCUUGCAACGAGGAAGUGGUACCGGAAUUUCUUAAUGAAAGGUUUCCAUAUUGUAGUUCUCUUGGCUGCUGGACCGGGAAUCCGUGAUACCCAGUGCGGGUUCAAGAUGUUCACCAGAGCUGCUGCCAGGAAACUUUUCCCAAAUAUCCGUUUGAAAAGGUGGUGCUUUGAUGUUGAACUAGUGUAUAUCUGCAAACGGUUGGGUGUUCCCAUUGUUGAGGUAUGUGUGAAUUGGACUGAGAUUCCUGGGUCGAAGGUUAACCUUUUGAGCAUCCCCAAUAUGUUAUGGGAGUUGGCAAUCAUGUCAUUGGGUUAUAGAAGCGGCCAAUGGAAAAUCAACAUUUAAGGCUGUUUUCUAACUUUUUGGAGUUCACAGUUUAGAGAGGAUUCAAUGAUUUAUCACACCCUGGCCUAUCUGCAAGGCAGAUUGACUUAUUGGCUCCGGGGUGGGUGGGGGGGGGGGGAAGGGGUCCCAAACUAUGUGUUGUAACACAAUUACAGACAAUUGCUACAUUUCAGUAUAUGGUUCUUUUCUUUUCCUUUUCGUUUUCUUUUUUCUUUCUGAAUGACACUUGUAUCUGAUAAUAGUUGUAACGGUGAGAAACUGUGCUAACAGAGCAUUUGGCACCAAUAGCUUUAAGUAAGAUUUAUGAGCCAAAGUGCUAUUGAGUUGUAACUAAAUUACAAAACGGAGUAAUGAAUAACUCGAGGUUAAUCACAUUUCUUUGUUUUAUUG
Cuscuta epithymum is the source of this 1454-nucleotide messenger RNA. Lineage: Eukaryota; Viridiplantae; Streptophyta; Magnoliopsida; Solanales; Convolvulaceae. The record is from the annotation of a GenBank genome assembly.